GAAAGAAAGAAAGAGGAAAGCGAGGAGAGUUAGCUGGUCAGCACUCAACAAGCACGAUGGUUCUUAGAAACAGUACCUAAAAACUACAACAAAAUCAGAAUCUUAAUUCAAACAUUAAAAAAAAAGCCUUCACCAGCUGGUUCCUAUGGACGUAUUUACAAUCGUUUAUAUUAAUCCACUUUAGCCAUUUCCUUCAAUCGUCUCUAUUUCCCCCCCCCCCCUUUAUCCUUUUUUGUCUUUCUUCAUUUUCUUUUCACUCCAAAACUGUGUAAUUGAUGAGAUAUCAUUGGAUGAGGAAAAUAGAGUUGUGGGGGAAAUAUUGAUUGUUUCAUGGGCAAUACAUGCCGUGGAUCUUUAAAGGGGAAACUUCAUAAGGGCGACAAUCAGCCCAAAGACCAUUGUUCUAGCCGCAACAACACUUCGUCCGGCCGUUCAACCACCGCCACCGAUUAUUCCCCUUCUACUUUAAACUCUCAACAACUGAUUGCUCAAGAAUUCUCCAAAGAAACCAACCAAAAAGAAACCCAUUUGCCUGUCAUUAACCCUACCAAGAAAGACAACAACAAUAACACCAUGAGACGUGGUAUUGAUCACCAGGCUUACUAUGUUUUGGGUCAUAAAACAACCAACAUCCGUGACCUUUACACUUUAGGUCGUAAGUUAGGACAAGGACAGUUUGGGACUACUUACUUGUGUACUGAGAUCUCUACAGGCACUGAGUAUGCCUGUAAGUCUAUAUCCAAAAGGAAGUUGAUCUCCAAUGAGGAUGUGGAGGAUGUUCGGAGGGAGAUUCAGAUAAUGCACCAUUUGGCUGGUCAUAAGAAUAUUGUGACCAUUAAAGGUGCAUACGAGGAUACUUUGUAUGUGCAUAUUGUGAUGGAGCUUUGCUCUGGAGGUGAAUUGUUUGAUCGGAUUAUCCAGAGGGGGCAUUACUCCGAGAGGAAAGCAGCUGAAUUGACUAAGAUCAUUGUUGGGGUUGUCGAGGCUUGUCAUUCUCUCGGGGUUAUGCAUAGAGAUUUAAAGCCUGAGAAUUUCUUGUUAGUUAACAAGGAUGAUGAUUUCUCUCUAAAGGCCAUUGAUUUUGGACUCUCAGUCUUCUUUAAACCCGACCAAGUUUUUACCGACGUGGUUGGCAGUCCAUAUUACGUUGCUCCCGAAGUACUUCUGAAACAUUAUGGACCAGAAGCAGAUGUAUGGACUGCAGGAGUUAUACUCUAUAUAUUGCUAAGUGGUGUGCCACCAUUUUGGGCAGAAACACAGCAAGGAAUAUUUGAUGCAGUGUUAAAAGGACAUAUUGACUUUGAUUCAGACCCUUGGCCCCUAAUAUCUGAUAGUGCAAAGGACCUAAUUCGAAAGAUGUUAUGCUCUCGACCUUCAGAGCGACUGACUGCUCAUGAAGUAUUAUGUCAUCCUUGGAUUUGUGAAAAUGGGGUUGCUCCUGAUAGGGCUCUGGAUCCAGCUGUACUUUCUCGCCUCAAACAAUUCUCUGCAAUGAAUAAACUAAAGAAGAUGGCUUUACGGGUAAUAGCUGAAAGUCUUUCCGAGGAGGAGAUUGCUGGUUUAAGGGAAAUGUUUACGUCUAUGGAUACUGAUAACAGUGGUGCAAUCACAUUUGAUGAACUCAAAGCUGGUUUGCGAAGAUACGGCUCUACCUUGAAAGAUACAGAGAUAAGGGACCUUAUGGAUGCAGCUGAUGUCGAUAAUAGUGGGACCAUUGAUUAUGGAGAAUUUAUAGCUGCAACAGUUCACCUUAAUAAACUAGAGCGUGAGGAGCAUCUCGUUGCUGCAUUCCGAUACUUUGAUAAGGAUGGAAGUGGGUAUAUUACAGUUGAUGAGCUUCAACAAGCUUGUGCUGAGCAUAACAUGACAGAUGUUUUGCUCGAGGAUAUAAUCAGAGAAGUUGAUCAAGAUAAUGAUGGAAGAAUCGAUUAUGGUGAAUUUGUUGCCAUGAUGCAAAAAGGCAAUGCAGGAAUCGGUAGACGAACCAUGCGAAACAGUGUGAAUAUAAGCAUGAGAGAUGCCCCAGGUGCUAUGUAAUCUCCAGCUGCGCACACAUCAUGUACAGAUUGUACAGCAGAUCCAGAAGAUGAUGACUCAUGACAAAAGUGAUCGGGAAACGGUUUUGGUUCGUCGCAUGCUCCAGGACGGGUUACUUGAUGUUGUUUGUUUGAGCCUUAGAGAGAUGCUGUUGGUUUAUGGAAUGCCAUAGGUUUUGUAAAACUUUGAGGAGUGUGGAAGUGUUAAAGUUAUUCAAAAUUACCAAGCUCAUUAGUUAUGUCUUUGAUUGAUGUUUUUUCAGUAUGAUUUUUCGAAGAUUUGCAGAAA
Gossypium raimondii (Peruvian cotton) is the source of this 2325-nucleotide messenger RNA. Its product is annotated as calcium-dependent protein kinase 26. Bases 331 to 2037 code for a protein of 568 amino acids. Gene Ontology annotation, biological process: protein autophosphorylation; intracellular signal transduction; peptidyl-serine phosphorylation. Gene Ontology annotation, molecular function: calcium ion binding; calmodulin binding; calcium/calmodulin-dependent protein kinase activity. Gene Ontology annotation, cellular component: nucleus; cytoplasm. The record is from RefSeq and is a predicted model, not a curated record. NCBI's taxonomy places the organism in Eukaryota, Viridiplantae, Streptophyta, Magnoliopsida, Malvales, Malvaceae. The transcript is spliced from 9 exons.